Naegleria gruberi is the source of this 2185-nucleotide messenger RNA. RefSeq lists its product as uncharacterized. The record is from RefSeq and is a predicted model, not a curated record. Gene Ontology annotation, molecular function: N-acylsphingosine amidohydrolase activity. The transcript is spliced from 6 exons. NCBI's taxonomy places the organism in Eukaryota, Heterolobosea, Eutetramitea, Acrasida, Naegleriidae. Gene Ontology annotation, biological process: long-chain fatty acid biosynthetic process; ceramide catabolic process; sphingosine biosynthetic process. Bases 1 to 2082 code for a protein of 693 amino acids. Gene Ontology annotation, cellular component: extracellular region.
AUGGAUGAUAAUAAUUACAUGAUUGGUUCUGGAAUUUAUGAUAUUACAGGACCAGCUGCUGAAGUGGGUAUGAUGGGUUAUGCUAUGGUUGAUCAAAGAACAAAGGGUAUUCACUUUCGUUUGAGAGCUAGAGCUUUUGUUAUUGCUGAAAGAUUAAAUCCAAAGAGUAGAAUGGUUUUUGUGAGUGCUGACAUUUGUUUUGGAACUCAAUCAGUUAGAUUGGGAGUUGUUCCAAAAUUACAAGAAAAAUAUGGAGAUUUGUACACUUUGGAUAAUGUUGCUAUUAGUGCUAUUCACACUCACUCUGGACCUGGUGGAUAUAGUUUUUAUGCAGUUUAUGAUAUGACUACAUUUGGAUUUGAUAAUCAAAAUUAUAAGGCAAUUGUGGAAGGUAUCUAUCAAGCCAUUGUUCAUGCCCAUGAAAAUUUGUCAACUGGUGGACGUAUCUAUAUGAAUUCUGAUCGUUUAUUCUUCAGUAAUAUUAAUCGUUCCCCAACCAGUUACUUGCUAAAUCCACCUGAAGAACGUAAACUCUAUGAAAUUGAUGGAGAUACUGACAAGACUAUGGUUGUUCUUCGUUUGGAAAAUGAAAAUGGAAAGGAAGUUGGUGCCAUUGCUUGGUUUGCAGUUCAUUGCACUUCCAUGAAUAAUACCAACAUGUUUAUCAGUGGUGAUAAUAAGGGUUAUGCUUCUUACAUGUUUGAAAAGUAUAAGAAUGGUAAUGAUAGCUUCCCUGGGGUUGGUCCAUUUAUUGCAAUCUUUGGUCAAUCCAAUGAAGGUGAUGUUUCUCCAAACACUGCUGGACCUACUUGUCCUGAUGGAAUUACACCAUGUGCAGCUGAUAGUACUUGUGAAGGAACUACUCAAAAGUGCACUGGUAAAGGACCUGGUAAGACUGAUUAUGACUCGACAAAGAUUAUUGGAAGACAACAAUUUGAAAAGGCAUUGAAAUUAUAUAAUGAUAAGGCCAAUUCAAUUGUUUUGAGUGGUCCAAUUGACUUUAGACAUACUCAUCUCAACAUGUCUGAUAUUACUGUUGGUCCAAAAUAUACAAGUACUGGACAAGUUGGAAAGACAUGUAAGGGAGCCCUUGGUUAUUCAUUUGCUGCAGGUACCACCGAUGGUCCUGGUGAUUUUUCAUUCAAGCAAGGUGAUAACUCAACUAAGGGAAAUCCAUUCUGGAAUUUCGUUUCUAGUUUUAUUGCUAAACCAACUCCAGAACAAAUUUUAUGUCAAUCUCCAAAACCAAUCUUGUUAGAUGUAGGAUUGGCUCAAUUCCCUUAUCCAUGGGCUGUUGAAAUUAAUCCAAUUCAAAUUAUGACUAUUGGUCAAUUGGUUAUUAUUCCUGUACCAGGUGAAUUUACAACCAUGUCUGGAAGAAGAUUGAGAAAUACUGUUUGUAAUACAUUGACCACUUUAAAUCCAAAGAGAUUCCCGCCUCAAACAACUCGUUGUGUCAUUGCUGGUUUGUCCAAUUCAUACACUCAGUAUAUUGCUACCUAUGAAGAAUUUCAAGCUCAGAGAUAUGAAGCUGCUUCCACACUUUAUGGACCUCAUACACUCGCAGCUUACCAACAAGAAUAUGAUAAAUUGGCCACUGCAUUGGCUACAGGUCAACCAAUUUCACCAGGACUAAAACCAUUGGAUCUCUAUGAUAAACAAUGGUCCUUCAAUAUUGGUGUAAUAAUUGACAGUACUCCUUUUGGUAAAAAGUUUGGAGAUUUAUAUCAAGAUGUUGAUACUGAAAAAGUUUACAAAAAUGGAGAUGUUAUUUCUGCUGAAUUCUAUGGAGGUCACCCAAAGAAUAAUUUAAUGACUCAAAAGACCUUCUUAACUAUUGAAAAAUUGAAUGAAAAGAAUCAAUGGAUUUCAAUUCUUGUUGAUGGUGAUUGGGAUACUAGAUGGCACUGGAGAAGACAAUGGUUAUCUGAAUCUAUCUUUACCAUUAUUUGGUCAAUUGGUGAAACAUUCAAAGUUGAACCAGGUAUUUAUCGUAUCCAUCAUUUUGGUUAUUAUAAGGAUUUGGAACAAAGUGUCUUUCCUUAUGAUGGAACUAGCUCACCAUUUAAAGUUGUAGCUUAAAGUGACACUGUUCCAAAAAAAUUUAAAAAAUAAUUUACCACCAAUGUAAAUAUGUAAUACCUCACCUUGCAGCUUAAUAAACAUGUUUAGAGAAUGAGGUUUA